This is a messenger RNA of Penicillium paradoxum, 2283 nucleotides long. Its product is annotated as fungal specific transcription factor domain-containing protein. Lineage: Eukaryota; Fungi; Ascomycota; Eurotiomycetes; Eurotiales; Aspergillaceae. The record is from RefSeq and is a predicted model, not a curated record. Gene Ontology annotation, molecular function: DNA binding; zinc ion binding. The coding region runs from base 1 to 2283 and encodes 760 amino acids. Gene Ontology annotation, biological process: DNA-templated transcription. The transcript is spliced from 7 exons.
AUGUUGGACCGGCAGGGGCAGCCUGCCAAUCACAUUCUGGCCUUCAAUAAGCCCGCCAUCGCCAAGGAUGUGACUUUGCCAAAGGGGGGUUCCUCUUCUCGGCAGACCAUUUUCCCUAAGCGUACAGCAUCGGGGCUGGUUUCGGGCUGCGAAGUCGCAAUGAGUGGAAGGCCAUCUCUUCAUCACUCUUCGCGGUCUGAAACCGAUCCAUCUGUUUCCCAGAGUGAGGAAACCAACCUUUCUCCCCAUGACGCAGCUGCGCUCAAGAGUAGAGAAGUCUCGCCUUCUACCCCACUUGAGACCAAGGGCUUCGGCACAUACGGGAGCGCAUCACGAAUCGUAUCAGACCAGCCAUUGAACGCUAAAGUUGCCAUUCCUCGGCUUGAUCUUCCACUUGCAAAUAGUUCUGGUCGAGAGGCAAACGUUCUUUGUCUUUAUGUGGAUGGAAAACGAGAGAGAAAUGCCAAGUUUGUUACCCUGCUCGAUCCUCAACUCAAAUACUACGAAUCCCUCGUCCGCGAUAUUUAUCCUAAAUUUGACACCGAACUCGCGAGAGUUGUCGACCAAGCCCUCGAGAAAAUCUCAAGCCUUUCCCUCUCCUCGCCGACCGUCGCCAAAACGCCAGAUGACACGGAUCUGUCGACGCCCACAAACCCCUUCCUGGAUCACACUCUUGAGGAUUUCAAUGGGGACAGUUCUCUACAAGUGAUUGGGUUUGUAGGCGAACAUUCGGCGACAGUAUGGCUAUACAGACUCAAACUCUUGAUCAAUCAAACAGCCCCGAGCACAGACGGUCAAUCUGAGCAAUCUGCCCAUCCAUCGUUGUCAUCCUGCGGACUCUUCAUGGAUGAGUUGGUUAUUCCGUCAACAAACGAUCCUGAUGUCUUCGCAUGUCCCCCACAACCCAUUGCCGACGAACUCGUAGAUAGGUACUUCCAGGUUGCGCACGCUUCCUUUCCUAUCAUCGGCAAAGAAAUAUUUCUUAGCCAGUGCCGGUCAUUCUACUCGAACAUGACGACGCACCCUGGAAACAAGUGGAUGGCGCUAUUGAAUAUGGUGUUUGCGAUCGCCGCGAGACAUUCCGAGCUUGCGAGUGACGGCCCUCAGCCGGAUCGAAAUAACCACGCAAUAUAUUUUUCUCGGGCCUGGCGAUUGAUCAUGAGCGAGAAUGUCCUGCUGGAUCAUCCCAAUUUGCAACAGACGCAGGUAGAGGCAUUGGUGUCUCUCUAUAUGCUUUCCAUCGGGCAAGCCAAUAGGGCUUGGAGAUUAUGUGGUAUCGCAAUCCAGUCUGCGAUCGCGAUGGGUAUCCAUCUUCGUAGCGAAAGCACCACCAUCACUUACGUUUCCAAAGAAACGAGAUACCGGUUGUGGUGGGCACUGUAUCUAUUAGACACUGUGCUCUGUGUCAUGACCGGACGUAUGCCCAGGAUGCAACAGGAGCACUGCACGACCCCUUUGCCGGUGCCUUACAAGGAGGAGGAUUUUCGAGAUGAGCAUGUCAUGAAGCUCAUUUUGGACAAUCAAUAUCGCGGCCGUCUCAUAGCUUCUUUGCCCUCUUGCGACCCGUCGUUCUCCAACGAGAAUCUAGGACAAUCGCCCUCCCAACAGACCAUGCCUCAGGCUUUACCCCCACCACAGAUCCAGGCUAACGGUUCCUUGUACUUACUUUAUUCUAUUAACUUGGCAGCUGUGAUGAGAGAUGCCAUCAACCUGUUGUAUUCUCCUGAAGCUGGACGCAAAACCCAAAACGACACUGAGCUGGCAAUUACAUCGCUCAAUAACGCCGCCGACAAUUGGUUUGCCCGACUGCCUGAAACUUAUCGUUUCAUAGAGCCUCGAAUCGAUAGAGCAUUCGCUCGUCAACGUACGAGCUUAGCUUUCCAGUAUUAUUCGACGAAACUUGUCAUCUUACACCCCACCCUUCACGCCCUGGCUAGAGGGGAAGACAAUAUCAGUGAUCUGUACACUCAGAUGGCAACGAUCUGUGUCAAGUCGGCAUCUCAAAUGCUCGAUCUUCUACCUGACGAACCAAACAUCUCCUGGCUCUUGGGUUGUUCGCCAUGGUGGUGUGCCCUCCACUACCUCACCCAAAGCACCGUGGUUCUCUCGACGCAACUAUUCACUCAAAGCCGCCAACCACGACCUGGCGAACGAAACGAAACGUUGGAAAGAGUACAAAAAGCUCUGCGGUGGUUGGGCGAGUGCUCCAUAAAGGAUGGCUCCUUCCACCGGGCUUGGGGUAACUUUACGGAGCUCUUGUCACAAAGAUGUGGUUUAAGAUGA